GGGCAUGCACGAGUGUCACAGCUUGUGAGGUCCUAAAGGUCAGCCAAAUGGCACACUUUGACUCCUGACCUUGUUUGAGAAUAGCGACCCUGGUAGGCCCGCUCAGAAACGAUGAAACAGCAGAAUGACAUGCGCUUAUAAGGCCUUAUCUCCUCUAGCAACCUUCGUCGUAUGUUGCCCGCCGUAUGUGCCAGUAGUAUAUCGGAUCUGCUCCUACCUCAUACACGGUUCAAUUCUCCAUGAGCCCCACAUCCCCACAUUACUGGCAGUAUUACUGUAGUUUACUUAAGGUGAGGUCAUCUCGGCCACCAUAGGCUCGAAACGCGCAUCUCAGCAACUACAACCAUACAAUGGAGACCUUCCGCCCUGCCUUUGCUGACCGGCCUCGCCCGCUCCUUUCCUACGGCCUCCCAUUUCCUGAAGCCGUCUCCCGCCAUGUUGUCGACACUUUCAACGCCAAGCGCGUCUAUGUCAUUUGCUCCGGAUCGCUGGCCAAGACAACCGACUCGCUCGACAGGCUUGCCCAGGCGCUUGGGAGAGUCGAUGUCGCGAUUGUUGGCCGACGGAUUGGCAUGAAGAGCCAUACGCUUUGGUCUGAAGUCCUUGAGAUCACGGAAGACGCACGAGUCUGUUCGGCAGAUCUCAUCCUCACAGUUGGCGGUGGGUCGUUGACGGACGGUGCGAAAGUGAUUGCAUAUGCUCUCGCAAAUGGUGCAAAAACCUUCGAGGACCUCGAAACACUCUGCAUGGGCCCGAAUCAGGAACCCCCCUCUGCACCCGAUCCUGCCACUCCCACGGUUCCCAUUGUCUCUGUUCCCACGACCCUUUCAGCAGGAGAGUACUCCAACUUCGCAGGCGCGACGAACGACCGCACGCACCGCAAACACUCCUUCCAAGCACCUCUCCGCGGACCGCAGCUGAUUGUCCUCGAUCCACAGCUUGUAUCCAAGACCCCGGAAUCAGUUUGGAUAAGCACCGGCGUGCGUGCGGUGGAUCACUGCGUCGAGACGUUCUGCGCGGUCAAGGGAACGUCAGAGGAAUCGGACUCACUGGCGUUGAAAGCGCUCGCGAACUUAGUGCCAGGGCUUGUGAGGUGUCGUCAUGAUCCGAAGGGAGAAGAUCUUGAUGCUCGGUUGACAUGUCAGCUCGGGUCCGUGGAUGCCAUGGCAGCUUGUACGAGCGGAAAGGUUCAACUGGGUGCUAGCCACGGAAUUGGCCACCAGCUCGGUCCUCUCGGCGUCGGCCAUGGCGAGACUAGCUGCAUCCUCCUCCCAGCCGUAUGCAAGUACAACGCAAAAUACAACGCCAACAACGACCGCCAAUCCCGGCUGCGCGAGUUCCUCCUGGAGCAGUCGAUAGUCGCGGAUGUAAUAAAGUCGCGCGGUCUGCAAAAGGAAAGUCUUGACCUGGGAGACGUGCUAGAUGCUCUGUUUCGGGAACUCGGCAUGCCGCGGUCACUGGGUGAAGUUGGCGUUGCCCAGGAUAAGCUGGACGGCCUCGCGGCAAACUCUCUGCAUGACCGGUGGUGUCGAUCGAAUCCGGUUCCUUUGAACGAGAAGGAGCAGGUACUGGAGAUUUUGGAGCAGGUAAUUUGAUCGACGUAUGUACCUUUAGAUCUAGA
This is a messenger RNA of Aspergillus nidulans FGSC A4, 1621 nucleotides long. Its product is annotated as iron-containing alcohol dehydrogenase. Gene Ontology annotation, molecular function: metal ion binding; oxidoreductase activity. Bases 351 to 1595 code for a protein of 414 amino acids. The record is from RefSeq and is a predicted model, not a curated record. The transcript is spliced from 3 exons. NCBI's taxonomy places the organism in Eukaryota, Fungi, Ascomycota, Eurotiomycetes, Eurotiales, Aspergillaceae.